Molecule: messenger RNA, 3148 nt
Organism: Alosa alosa (allis shad)
Lineage: Eukaryota; Metazoa; Chordata; Actinopteri; Clupeiformes; Clupeidae
Gene: slc43a3b
Product: solute carrier family 43 member 3b
Exons: 13
Coding region: 539-2029 (496 amino acids)
Biological process (GO): transmembrane transport
Molecular function (GO): transmembrane transporter activity
Source: RefSeq, a predicted model, not a curated record
CACACUGGUCAUCACUUAUACUGUGGAUAGGUUAGCAGGAUGAGAGUCAAAUACGUGCUAUAAAUGCACGGUCUGUACUUGCACAGUUUAUUUUCUAUUUGUAUGUCAACAUGGCGAUCCUCCAACCAAGACCGCCUUGUUCUGGCACUGUACCAUAACGCCUCGGACGUAAAAAAAAAAACGUGGAUUCAGCAGCAGCAGAGGCAACCGAUUUCACCCGGAUAGGGAUGCAGACGACGUAGCAACAGAAAAAGACAGCGGAGCCGUCCGAUAGCUGAGCGGUGAGGAGAAUCGGGAGAACAGCAGAGGCCAUCUAGAAACUACUACAGCUACAGUGUUUUUGAGUGCCUCGGUGUGAGUGUGUGUGACUGUGCAGUUGGCCAAAGUGUGCUGUAAGUGCUCUGUGUUUCUCUGUAACAGAGAGGUUGCUUGCCAGUGGAUGUGUGCAUUGUAGUGUGUCUGCUUGUGAACCUCAGGGCUUGUUUGUGAGUGUGUGUGUGUGGGUGUGUGAGUGUGUGUGUGUGUGUGUUUGAUAACGAUGCUUGUCUGCUGUGGCGGUGGGCUCCGUGUCCGGUCCUGGCUGACCUUUGCGACAGGCCUGUUUGAGUGUCUGUGUUUCGCCGGCGCUGUGUUCGGCUGGGCUUCGCUGGUCUUCGUGCUCAAAGGUGAUGGCUACUUCAGCCAACUAUGCGUCAACACCACCUCCAGCAAUGGCACAUACACCAUGGACUGCAGUGAGCAGGAUGAGAAGCUCUCCCUCAUCUUUACCAUUGCGUCCUUCAUGAACAACUUCCUCACACUGCCUAAUGGCUUCCUUUUUGACCGCUUUGGCACCAUGGUUACCCGUCUUCUUGGAAUAUCCAUAUACACCACGGGGACCAUGCUGAUAGCCUUCUCAAACGCUGCUGUGUCCAUCGUGCUGUUCCCUGCUCUCUCUUGCAUUGCGGUCGGAGGAAUUCUCUUUCUGGUGACAAACAUGCAGGUUGGAAACCUGUUUGGUUCACGGCGCUCCACUAUAAUCACCCUCUACAAUGGUGCAUUUGAUUCUUCCUCAGCCAUCUUCCUCAUCAUCAAGUUGCUGCAUGAGAGCGGCGUCUCCCUACAGGCCUCCUUCCUCUUCCUGUCCUCGUGCAGCGUGAUCCACGUGCUGCGCACCUUCCUACUCAUGCCCCGGAAACACAUCCCCUACCCACUACCUGAGGACUACACUUAUGGAAUUAGCUGUGGCCAGAAGAGAAGCUAUAGCAUAGAGGACAAAUCAGCCAAUGGAGGAAACAUUCAGAGCCCUGUUGUUACCGAGGAAACCACUCUUAAAGAGGGCUCGCCAUCCUCCCAAAGCAAGCCAGUGUGUGUGCCAGAUAAGAGUUUCCGGAGCUGUGCGCUGUCCUGGUUCUUCCUGUGGCACUUGCUUUGGCUGUCUGUCAUGCAGCUGAGGCACUACCUCUUCAUCGGCACCCUCAACCCCAUGCUGAAUCGUCUCACCGCAGGGGAACCAGCUCUGGUGAGCACCUACACCAAUGCGUUUGCCAUCACUCAGCUGUGUGGAGUGCUGUGUGCUCCCUGGAAUGGACUCCUCAUGGACCGACACAAGGGACGCGCCAGAAAGCCAGGUGAGAGCGAGCGUGAGGCGGACCUGCGGGCAGCCAUCUUGUCGCUGGCCCUGACGGCCCUGCAGUGCCUGCUAUUCUCUGUGUGUGCGGCCACUCCGCUGCUGCCCCUGCAGUAUCUCACCUUCAUCCUGCAGGUGCUCAACAGGUCCUUCCUCUACGGGGGAAACGCAGCCUUCAUUAGCGUGGCGUUCCCAGCAGCUCAUUUUGGGAAGCUGUAUGGUCUGGUGAUGGCCCUAUCUGCAGUGGUGUCCCUGUUGCAGUACCCGUGUUUCGCCCUCAUCAAGGGCCCCCUGGGAGGAGACCCGCUCUAUGUGAACAUUGCACUGACCUUAUUGACCUUACUGGCCUUCAUCCACCCUGCCUAUGUCUACCUCCACUGUCGUCGCCAGGCAACGCAGAGGGGCAAAACUACAGACUAGCUCUACCAGUUCACAGACAGAAGGGACCAACUUACACUUUAACCUACGUGUUAUAUGUUUUAGUUCAGUAUUUUUUAUGUAAUUUGCCUUUUAACACAUAUGUGGGUUCAAAUGCAUAACACUAGCUUUAGCUUUUUUUACAUUAAAGACAUCCAUUCCAAUUAAGGAACUUGAAUCUAUUUAAGGAAAUGAAUAGGGAGUUAGGUUAAUGAACUGAAAAUUGUAUCUGAAACUCCAGAGGUGGGAGGAAGUACUUUGCGAGUAGGAGCUAUCUCACCCUUUGCCAAAGGCCACACAAGGCGUGUGAAUUUACAUUAUGAUUUUAUUAGGAGAUCAUAUUUUGUUCCCGAGAAGUCAUCUUGCAUUGCAUCUGUGCUUGUGCUGUAUUUCCAUAUAAUGUUUAAUGCCAUUCCUUCCUGGUGGAAAGACACACAACACUGGCUCAGAAGUGAGCAGGUUUUAGAAUGUGGUGUCACACCUGCCUUAUCCCUCCGACCCCAGACCUCCGCAAGAGAGCAGCUGUUCCACGUCACACACAUAAGCAGUCACACACGCACAUAACCCCCCCACCACCACCACCACACACACACACACACACACACACACACACACACACAUACAUACAUCAUGCAUACAUACAGACAGACAAAUACACACAUACAAACACAGAGAUAGAGAGGGAGAGAGAGCGAGAGAGAAAGAGAGAGAGAGAGACAUAACCACAAACACACACAUAUGAACCCUAGUUAGAGAGAUUGUCAAACCACAUAGCAGCCACUGUAUACACACCCUUUCUUUUAGUGCUGUUUAAUAUUGAAAUAACAUGUCCAGACUUUCUGGCUUUUCAGUGUAACUCUUCAGUUCAGGACACUUUUGCUUACUCAAGAUAACACUCACACAGUUACUGUCUAGGUCAUGCUGCCCCCUCUUGACCAAACCAGAUUGUUGUGUCAAGUGGGCAAACAUGUUUAUCUCAUUUGUCUCUUAGCAAACUCAGAGCUCGUCAGUGAUGUCAUGUCAGUGUUAAAAAGAGUAUUAGUCAGUGCCAGUAUUAUGAUUUUGUACUGCUUUUUAUACUAAAGGGAAUCACAUGCAAUAAAUGAAACCAUGUGAAAUGUA